AAAAAAAAAAAAGUGUUAAAAAAUACUAAAAAGAGUUAUGCAUGAUCAGGAUUUUCUAAAAUUAGAUUACAAUUAGUUAAAUAAAUAGAUUUUGUUAUAAAUGACACAGUCAUAAAAAACUGGUUAGAGCCAAUUAGGUAAAGCUUUUAAUUAAUCUUUUCGAUAAAACUUCCUGAAUCGAAUUCUUUUAAAUUUCCCUUGACAUCUAGCUAGCUUUGGGGUGUUUCAGAGGGGCCCUGAAACAUCCCAAAGAGAGAUAUUAAACUGUUUAUUUGGUUGGUUAAAUUUACAAAAAAAGAGUUCACCUAGAUUUAUUAGGCAAAAUCUGUGAUAAGCCUUUGGUGUGAGUUUCCCAGCCCUGUUUUAUAUUAAAAGUUCAGUCUGAGAUCCUACAAGUGUUUCAGCAAAAUAAAAAGUCUAUGAUCAAUUCUGUUAUGUGAUAUUAGUGUAAAAGUUUGUUUCUGAAGCUUAUCUCAGUAAUCUAUCUUUGGAUGAAGAUCAGAUGCCUGAUGACCUGCAACCAGGACUGAUAAAAGACAAUUUAAGAGACUGUCUCCAACCUGGAUAAAAGGACUUUUUAUCAGGUACUCUUAAUUAGCUCAUGCACAAUAAAACUAAAGAGAAAUUAACUCUUAGAUUAAUUCACACUUCCAGAGGCCCCGACACUGGAUUGGCCUAUAGGAAAGACAGCUGACCUGAUCUCACCUCAAAAUGAUGCUCAAACAGGAAAUACUACAGUACACCAGGAGGAAAAGACAACGACAUCAGAGGUGGACAGCUUGUCCAAGAUGCUGGACCUGAUUCGUAUGAUCGUUUAUAGUGUUCUCUUGACUUCUUAGACCUUUGUGUAUAAAUCAAAUGCUUUUCUAUCAUAGGCCUGAUUCUAUGCCAGUUUUAAAAAUCAAUCCAAUUGUUGGGUUUGUGGCCAAUCACCUGUAUCUCGUUCUGGGUUACUUUGGUAAAUUUCUCUACUACAAGACUCUAACUGGUUGGUCCUGAAAAAAUUUACUUGAAAAAAUUAUAGUCAUAUUCAGGUCACUGUGAUAUUACUAGAUGAGAUCCCCUCACCAGGCCAAUUAAUAAUGCCUCCUCUGACUCUGGCCAUAAAUUUGAGCCUUUUUCUAUUCCUCAAGCUCAAUCAGAGCAAAAAAAAAAAAAAAGUUUUUAGCAAAAGAAAAAAAUCUCCCACAAUUAUAAGGUAAAUUUAUAUAGAUAACACCAGGCUAUGGUAAUUUAGGUUUAAAGUCUCCUCUGUGUUAAAAACAAUUAAAUCAUACUAAAAAUAAUCAGUCUAGUAACACUAGAAAACUGGGCUGUGUGCCUUAUAGAUGGUGGUGCUAAUGUAUAAUUUCUCUGAAAGAUAAACGUUCGUACAGAGUAGACUAAGUCAGAUGACCUGGGAUAUACUGGGCUACAUCUAAUAGAAGCUCAUACGUCUUCCUCGUGACUUCACUAGCACUGCUGGCUGUGUUCUUUGUAUUUCACCUGUUUUACAAAAUUGCCAUUUCUUACAGUGCCAAAUGUGUGACUGAGGCCUCUGAUAACAUAAUAUAUAGUUCCCUAUGAGAUCAAUAAUGAUGGCAGUGUAACUCAAGAUAUGAGAAAAAACAACAAGAGGGAAUGUUUUCCUGGACCAAGAGGCUAGUAAGACAGGUGGUCCAGAGAAUUUUGGAUACUGUUUUAUGGCCUAGUCCAGUAACAGCACAUUGAGUGGCCGGUCAACAAAAUCUUUGCCAAACCUGAGAAUAGACAUUCUCAGCACCAUGGGAUAAAAUGGUCAUGAAAUGCCCCCCUCAAAGUCGUGGUCAAGUUUAUGAACAAAAAGGGGCUCUGCCAACUGAAGAUUGACACUUGCCAUCUACAUCUACAGCGAUUAUAUCAUGGCCACUGGAACUGCUGACUUUCAACGGCCCUGAAAGGAGUUCAGGGUGAAGAUCAAGAAUGAGACACUCGGUGCUCUGGAAAAAACUGGCAGAACAGGCCUUCAGAUAGUUAGAUCUUUUCAAGAGAUUUUAUGAGUCCCAAUUCUUGCAUCUUCUCAUACCUAGAGAAACACUGACAUCAUUAAUGGUGCCAUCUGCUUUGGCUAUUAAAAAUUUUUACAAUUAAAAGUCAAAAUAGAGUACUCAGUGAUGGUUCAGACAUCCUGGGAAAUAACCAGGUGUUACUAUGAGUGUAAUUUCAGAUUAGACUUUGUAUUGCUAAACACUUGUGUUUUCUGAGUCGUGUCAGGCUUAAAUGCCACCAUUCUCAAAACAAUGUCUGCUAGAAGCUAGUAACUUCUACCUUACUUUUUAUAAAACUAAGCAACUGGCCACCUGGCUAAAAGUCUCCCCGAAGUGCCAGGUCCAGACUGGGUUUCAGGCCUAUUCUUCUAAAAAAAAAAAAAAAUAUUUUGUCUAUUAAAACUCCAGUUAUCCCUUCUCCAGCUACUACUAACUGGGUAUGUUACAACAAAAUGGCAGACCAAGGGAUUGAGAUUUUAAUCAUACAAGGCUCAGGUCUAAGACUUGAGCCCCGUUUUGACAAAUAUCACAGUCAUAGUUGCCCUGUUCCCUAAAUUAAAACUGAGCAGGACUCUGUGGGGUGGCAACUCUGGAGUACAGAUCUGCUGUACUGUAAAAUAUAGGCUUUAUUCAGCCUCCUUCACCUUCCCUGAGUUCCAAAGGGUAGAUUCAAACAAUUGCUAAUCAAGAAAGGAAAAAAAUACAAAAACAGAGGGGAAACAAUCAAAUGGUGGUACAGCCUUGAGACGGUCCUGGUUCCUACUCAAAGAAAUAUGUAUAACAAUGUCUUUGAGUUCUUCUACAGAACUGGAGCCCACCCAGGUGAAAGAUGGUAACUUCAGACUAAACACAAGAUUCCUAGAACACAGCUCUGUUGCUUGACCACCAGCCAAUCAUCCCAGCGGUGCCUCCUGUUUCUGGGGACCAGUGAUGACCAUCCUGUUAGGUCUCCUGUUUGGCCCCUGUCUAUUUUAUCUCUGAGCGGCGCCAACAGUUUCAAACUAAGUUGCUGUUAUUAUAAGAGUAAAAGCUGGUUUCAGAUAUAAAACACCCCAACUUUGAUCAGGUAGAGAGAGACUUCUGCUCUGCUAGGCAGGCCUACGCCCAGGCACAGCAGGAAGAAAUUACAGAAGAAACAGAAUUCCGCCCCAAUUCUCAAAAAGCAUCUUGAGUAUGAAGUCUCUCAAGAGAGAGUUAUUAAGAAAAACACACACACUGUCCACCGAAUGUUACUCAGAACUCUAUAUUUGACUGUCUCCACAGAUGAUAUAGUUGACUCUGUAGAAGAUCCAUGAUUGGGUCUUCCAUAGGAACUAGAAGAGGGGGAAAUGUGAAAGAAAAAUUUAAAAGAACUCCAUUUUAGAUACCAUUACAAUUCUGAGAGAGAACCCCUCCCGAGAAGAAGAAGAAAAAAAAAAAACUUCGUCAAACCAAUCAAUCAGAAGGACACGAGUUACCCUCCACCCCUAGGCAAUCUAGCAGGGCGGGAGAAGUCCCUCACCCCACCCCCAUCCCACCAAGACUUCCUGCUUCCCCGGCUGCACAGCAUAAACUAGCCGAUCCCCCUAAGUUUUCCUUCCCGCGCACCGUGGGAAUUAGCCAAUCCCCCUAAGCUUCCCUUCCCGCCGUCCCUGCUAGACAGGAUAAAAAAGACUCGCCGCUUUCACUCGGGGCUCCACCAUUGUGUGAAGAGAGUCCCUGCUCGAGCUUGUAAUAAAGUUCCUCACUGCUUUUGCAUCCUUGCGCGGCUCCUGUUGUGUUUGGGGGAAUUCCGCAAUCCGGGUACAAGAGAGCACCAGGAUGUGAUUAGCAUUAUCAGGUUAGUCUCGAUUCCCCACUACAAAUUGGGAACACAGAAAGUCGAGAAGGAGCUCAGAAAAGGGUGAGGGAAACAGGAAAACGUUUUCUUCUCUUUCCCUGCAGCAGUUGCAGGUUAAACAGCUGCAUGGAUGCCUUUGAAGGUAUUUGCUCAAGAUGCAGAUGUGAGUUUGCAACGUAACAUCCCCAGAGAAGACGCAGAGCAGGAGGAAGAAGAGGAGGAAAUGGCAGCUUCUCAGGGACUGCUGACAUUCCAGGAUGUGACCAUAGAUUUCACUCAAGAGGAGUGGGAAUGCCUGGACCCCGGUCAACGGGAAUUGUACAGGGACGUGAUGUUAGAGAACUACGGGAAUCUGGCCUGCUUGGGUCUUGUGGUCUCUAAGCCAGACCUGGUCACGUUUCUGGAGCAAAUGAAGAAUCCCUGGGAUGUAAGGAGAAUGGAGACAGCCAUACACCCAGCUGUGUCUUCUCACGAUACCCCGGGUUUGAGGAUCCAAAAGCCAGGCUUAGAAGAUUUACUCCCAACAGCAAAGUUAGGAAUAUAUGAAAGAUUUCACCUUGGAAAUUUACAUUUCACCAAAGACUGGGAAUCUAUGAGGGCAUGUAAAGAGCGGAGAGCAUGUUAUGAUGGACACAACCAAGUUGGUACAGUUCCCCAUAAAGUAAACAUUACCGCCAAAAGAAAUCAAGGAUGUGAAUCAAAUAAGGAAAAACCAAUUUCAGAUGACCAAUUUCAGUCAUCAACAUCUGCAGAUAAGUGGAUAUUUGUCAGCAAAGAUCCACAUCAUCUCUUGAAACAUACGUGUACUCUGAAGGGAGAUAUGGGAAAUCUGGAAAGUCAUCUAGUCUCUACUGCAAAUACUCAUUCAAACCUAUACUCUGAGCAUAGGUGUCUAUUAAAUAUACAUUCAAACAUGUCUGGAGACCAGAAACUUAAAAAUGAGGGGGGAAAUUCUCAAUAUAAUCAAUUUGAGGGAUCCUUUAACAAGGGUUUCUUGUUCUUCAACCAACAACUAUUAUCUCCUUGUUCCCAAAUCUGGAAUGUUGAUUAUAAUGGAAGAGACCUUAUUCAACCAUCAUUGUUCAAUACAUAUGGAGGUAUAAUUAGUGUGGAACAACUUUACAAGUGUAACAAAAUGAGGAAUGCCUUAAGGAGGAGCUCUACCCUGAAUAAUUACAAGAGUAUACAUGAUGGAAUGAGAAGCUCUUCAUGCAAUGAAACUGACCAUAAUGUUGAUCAAGAUUCAUAUCUCCUGAAACAACAGGGACAUCAAUUUUCAGACAACAAUUCUGAACAUAAUAAGUGUAGGAAUAUAUUUCAUCAAAGCUCAAAUCUUACUAUUAAUACUUAUAAGAGUAUGGAUAUUGGAGAGAAGACUUAUGAUUGUUAUGAUUAUGGUAAAGUUGUCAACCAGUCUUCAAAACUUAUUCAACAGCAGAAUAUUCAGACUAAGCAGAAACAUUGUAAGUGUAAUACCUGUGGAAAAGUCUUUAGUAACUCACCAAAUCGAAGCAGACAUAGGAAAAUUCAUUCAAGAAGGAAAGAUUUCAGAUGUACAGCAUGUGGCAAAGCCUUUAAUCAGAGUUCAUAUUUAACUGAACAUCACCGAAUCCUUGCUGGGGAGAAACCAUACAAAUGUACAGAAUGUGGCAAAGCAUUUAUCCAUUAUUCACUACUUACUCAACAUCAACGAGUCCAUACUGGGGAGAGACCUUAUAAAUGUACAGCAUGUGGCAAGGCUUUUAAGCAGAGUUCAACUUUGACUCAACAUCAACGAAUCCAUACUGGGGAGAGACCUCAUAAAUGUACAACAUGUGGCAAGGCUUUUAAGGAGAUUUCAACUUUAACUCAACAUCAGCAAAUCCAUACUGGGGAGAGACCUUAUAAAUGUAAAGCAUGUGGCAAGGCUUUUAAGCAGCGUUCAGGUUUAACUGAACAUCACCAAAUCCAUACUGGGGAGAGACCUUAUAAAUGUACAGAAUGUGGCAAAGCCUUUAUCAAUUGUUCACUUCUUUCGCGACAUCAACGAAUCCAUACUGGGGAGAGACGUUAUAAAUGUACUGAAUGUGGCAAAGCCUUUAUGAAUUAUUCACAUCUUACUCGACAUGAACGAAUCCAUACUGGAAAGAGACCUUAUAAAUGUACAGCAUGUGGCAAGGCUUUUAAGGAGAUUUCAACUUUAACUCAACAUCAGCGAAUCCACACUGGGGAGAGACCUUAUAAAUGUACAGCAUGUGGCAAGACUUUUAAGCAGCGUUCAGGUUUAACUGAACAUCACCAAAUCCAUACUGGGGAGAGACCAUAUAAAUGUAUAGAAUGUGGCAAAGCCUUUAUCAAUUGUUCACUUCUUACGCGACAUCAACGAAUCCAUACUGGGGAGAGACCUUACAAAUGUACAGAAUGUGGCAAAGCCUUUAUGUAUUAUUCACAUCUUACUCGACAUGAACGAAUCCACACUGGGAAGAGACCUUAUAAAUGUACAGCAUGUGGCAAGGCUUUUAAGGAGAUUUCAACCUUAACUCAACAUCAGCGAAUCCAUACUGGGGAGAGACCGUAUAAAUGUAAAGCAUGUGGCAAGGCUUUUAAGCAGCGUUCAGCUUUAACUGAACAUAACCGAAUCCAUACUAGGGAGUGACCUUAUAAAUGUACAGCAUGUUGCAAAACCUCUAUCAAUUGUUCACUUCUUUCGCGACAUAAACGAAUCCAUACUGGGGAGAGACCUUAUAAAUGUACAGCAUGUGGCAAGGCUUUUAAGCAGAGUUCAAAUUUAACUCAACAUCAGCGAAUCCAAACUGGGGAAAGACCUUAUAAAUGUACAGACUCUGGCAAAGCCUUUUCCCAGAGUUCAGGUCUUUCUCGAUAUUAGAGAGAUCAUACUGCAGAGAAAUGUUAGAAAUGUAAGGAAUGUGGUAAAGCAUUUCAUCACAAAAACUGCUUAAUCAAACAUCAAAAUAUUGAUGUUGGAGAGAAGACUUAUAAUUGUUAUGAUUAUGGUAAAGUUUUUAACCAGUCUUCAAAACUUAUUCAACAGCAGAUAAUUCAGAGUAAGCAGAAACAUCACAAGUGUAAUACAUGUGGAAAAGUCUUUAGUAACUCACCAAAUCUAAGUAGACAUAGGAAAAUUCAUACAGGAAGGAAACAAUUCAAAUGUCCAGCAUGUGGCCAAACCUUUAAUCAGAGUUCAUAUUUAAUGGAACAUCUGCGAAUCCAUACUGGGGAGAAACCAUAUGAAUGUACAGAAUGUGGCAAAGGCUUUAACUGCUGUUCAUGUGUUACUCAACAUCAGCAAAUUCAUACCAGAGAGAGAACUUAUAAAUGUACAGCAUGUGGGAAGGCUUUUAAGAAGAGUUCAACUUUAACUCAACAUCAGCGAAUCCAUACUGGGGAGAGACCUUACAAAUGUACAGCAUGUGGCAAGGCGUUUAACCAGAUUUCAAGUUUAACUCAACAUCAGCGAACCCAUACUGGGGAGAGACCUUAUAAAUGUACAGCAUGUGGCAAGGCUUUUAAGCAAAGUUCAGCUUUAACUCCACAUCAGCGAAUCCAUACUGGGGAGAGACCAUAUAAAUGUACAGACUGUGGCAAAGCCUUUAUCAAUUAUUCACUUCUUACUCAACAUCAACGAAUCCAUACUGGGGAGACACCUUAUAAAUGUGGAGAAUGUGGCAAAGCCUUUAUCAAUUAUUCACUUCUUACUCGACAUCAACGAAUUCAUACUGGGGAGACACCUUAUAAAUGUACAGCAUGUGGCAAGGCUUUUAACCAGAGUUCAACUUUAACUCAACAUCAACAAAUCCAUACUGGGGAGAGACCUCAUAAAUGUACAGCAUGUGGCAAAGCCUUUAUCCGUUAUUCUUUUCUCACUCGACAUCAACGAAUCCAUACUGGGGAGAGACCUUAUAAAUGUACAGCAUGUGGCAAGGCUUUUAAGCAGAGUUCAAAUUUAACUCAACAUCAGCGAAUCCAUACCGGAGAAAGACCUUAUAAAUGUACAGAAUGUGGCAAAGCCUUUAACCAUUAUUCAAUUCUUACUCAACAUCAACGAAUCCAUACUGGGGAGAGACCUUAUAAAUGUACGGACUGUGGCAAAGCCUUUUCUCAGAGUUCAGGUCUUUCUCGACAUCAGAGAGUUCAUGCUGCAGAGAAAUGUUAGAAAUGUAAGGAAUGUGGCAAAGGCUUCAUCACGAACUCACAUCUUACUCAACAUCAGAGAAUUCAUACUGGAGAAAAACCUUAUAAAUGUAAGGAAAGAGGCAAAGGCUUUAAUCAGAGCUCUCACCUUACUAAACAUCAGAAAACACAUACUGGAGAGAAACUCUAG
This is a messenger RNA of Dama dama (fallow deer), 8146 nucleotides long. RefSeq names its product zinc finger protein 91-like. The record is from RefSeq and is a predicted model, not a curated record. Gene Ontology annotation, biological process: negative regulation of transcription by RNA polymerase II. NCBI's taxonomy places the organism in Eukaryota, Metazoa, Chordata, Mammalia, Artiodactyla, Cervidae. Gene Ontology annotation, molecular function: DNA-binding transcription repressor activity, RNA polymerase II-specific.